Molecule: messenger RNA, 3931 nt
Organism: Nerophis ophidion (straightnose pipefish)
Lineage: Eukaryota; Metazoa; Chordata; Actinopteri; Syngnathiformes; Syngnathidae
Gene: nolc1
Product: nucleolar and coiled-body phosphoprotein 1
Exons: 13
Coding region: 34-3378 (1114 amino acids)
Cellular component (GO): nucleoplasm; nucleolus
Molecular function (GO): protein binding
Source: RefSeq, a predicted model, not a curated record
GGUCACUUCCUCCUUUUUACCAUCGUGAUAAAGAUGGCGGAGCAAAAGUCGGUGCCGAGCGAUUUGUAUAAAUGCGUGUACUCCUUUCUGAUCGAGAACAAAUUCUCAAAGGCGGCUCAGCAAUUCGUCAAACAAAUUAAAGUGAGCCCACAAGAUCCAAAUGAGGAAAGUCUUCUUAAAAUCUACGACUUCUGGGUGAAAUCUCCCCAAGCUAAAAAACGAAAAGCACUUGCUGACAAGACUGAAGCUGCUGGCCCAUCAAGCAAGAAGGCAAAAAACAGCAAAGAGAGCUCCAGCAGUGAAGAGUCCAGCAGUGAGGAAGAUGAAGCUAAGGCUAAACAAAAAAAGGCUACAACCGCUACUGCCAAGGCAGUUAAGGCAGCAGCUACUAAAGCGGAAUCCAGCAGCAGUGAAGAAUCAAGUGAAGAAGAGAAGGCUCCAGCCAAAGCUCCUGUCAAGACUCCUGUUAAGGUUCCUGUGAAACCACCACUAGCAGCUGCAGGCACCACAAGAAAGAAAGACAGCAGUUCUAGCAGUGAGGAAUCCGACUCUGAAGAUGAACAGGCCGCCAAAGCUCCUCCAAAGGCAGUGGCUGCUGCUAAGCCCAAGGGUGCUACUCCUGCUAAAGUAAAAGAAGAAAGCAGCAGUGAAGAAAGUUCUGAGGAUGAGGAACCAGCCAAGGUGAAGAAGGCUCCAGUCAAAGCUGUCCAAGUAAAAACUGUUGCUGCAGCUCCUGAAUCAAGCAGUGAAGAUUCGUCAUCUGAAGAUGAGGCGCCACCCGCAAAGAAACCCAAAUCAGGAAAAUACAGUGCAGUUCCACCUCCUACUUCAACAAUCAAGAAGGCUCCAGUUGCAUCAGCUGAACCUACCCCCGCUGUUCCUGCUAAAUCUACAGUGAAGAAGCCUGCUGCAAAGGAAUCCAGUUCUGACAGCUCAGAAUCAAGCUCAGAGGAAGAAGAGGUAAAAAAGCCUCCAGCCAAGAUCACACCAGCUAAAGCGGCGCCAGUCAAACAAACCCCAGCAAAAAAGGACAAGUCAUCAAGCUCAGAUUCUGACAGUAGCUCAGAAGAUGAAGCUCAAGCAAAGCCUGCUGCUAAAGUGGCUGUUCCUGUGGCUAAACCUGCCACUCCUGCUGGAAAGGCUGCUGCAGCAGAAAGCAGUUCAGACUCUGACUCAUCUGAGGAUGAAAAACCUGCAAAGGCCAAAGCAACCCCAACUCAACCUGCUGCAAAGGCCGCAGUUCCUGCUGCAAAGGCCGCAGUUCCUGCUGCAAAGGCCUCAAAACCUGCUGCAAAAGCUGCUGCCGAGAGCAGCUCAGACUCUGACUCCUCUGAAGACGAGGAAGAACCAGUCAAAGCCAAACCGGCAAACACUAAACCUGCAACUACUCUUGCCAAAGCGGCUACUCCAGCAAAGGCAACGGCAAAAAGCAGCUCGGAAUCAGAAUCCUCAUCCGAGGAUGAAGAACCUACAAAAGCCAAGGCUGCAGUUAAACCUACUGCUAAGAAAGCCGCUACCCCAGCAAAGGCAGCAGCAUCUAAAAGCAGCUCGGAGUCUGAAUCCUCAUCUGAGGAAGAAGAACCCACAAAAGCCAAGGCUCCAGUUAAACCUGCAGCUAAGAAAGCUGCUACCCCAGCAAAGGCAGCAGCAAAAAGCAGCUCGGAAUCAGAAUCGUCAUCUGAGGAUGAAGAACCCACAAAAGCCAAGGCUCCAGUUAAACCUGCUGCUAAGAAAGCCGCUACCCCAGCAAAGGCAGCGGCAAAAAGCAGCUCGGAAUCAGAAUCCUCAUCUGAGGAUGAAGAACCUACAAAAGCCAAGGCUGCAGUUAAACCUGCUGCCAAGAAAGCCGCUACCCCAGCAAAGGCAGCAGCAUCUAAAAGCAGCUCGGAGUCUGAAUCCUCAUCUGAGGAAGAAGAACCCACAAAAGCCAAGGCUCCAGUUAAACCUGCUGCUAAGAAAGCUGCUACCCCAGCAAAGGCAGCAGCAAAAAGCAGCUCGGAAUCAGAAUCCUCAUCUGAGGAUGAAGAACCCACAAAAGCCAAGACUCCAGCUAAACCUGCUGCUAAGAAAACCGCUACCCCAGCAAAGGCAACAGCAUCUAAAAGCAGCUCGGAGUCUGAAUCCUCAUCUGAGGAAGAAGAACCCACAAAAGCCAAGGCUCCAGUUAAACCUGCUGCUAAGAAAGCCGCUACCCCAGCAAAGGCAGCAGCAAAAAGCAGCUCGGAAUCAGAAUCCUCAUCUGAGGAUGAAGAACCCACAAAAGCCAAGGCUCCAGCUAAACCUGCUGCUAAGAAAACCGCUACCCCAGUAAAGGCAACAGCAUCUAAAAGCAGCUCGGAGUCUGAAUCCUCAUCUGAGGAUGAAGAACCCACAACGGGUAAGCAGACUGCUGCUGAGCCUGCCGUUAAGAAAGCAGCUCCUCCAGCAAAACCUGCAGCUGCUGCCGAAAACAGCUCAGAUUCUGACUCCUCUUCUGAAGACGAGCCAGCGAAAGCAAAGGCAGUGCCCACUUCAAAGGCAGCCCCGAAAGCAAAACCUCCAGCAAAGGCAGCAGCCGCUGAAAGCAGCUCUGACGACUCCUCGUCCGAGGAAGAUGAGGAACCUGCUAAAACUAAGCCACCUGCGACUAAAGCAGCCACUCCUGCAGCCAAAGCUAAACCUGCGGUGACAAAGGCAGCUGCACCUAAAGUGACCAAGAAACCUAGCAAGGCUGCAGCAGAGGAGUCCAGUGAUGAGAGUUCAGACUCUGAUACUCAAACCAAGAAGACACCUGCCAAGGCUGCCGUCGCCAAUGGCAUCGCUCUCAAAGCUGAAUCGGCCAAGCCUGCGGAGUCUUCAUCCAGCGAGAGCAGUUCAGAUGAGGAAGAGGAAGCCGUCGUGAAGAGUUCUGUUAAAACUUCUACACCUGCAGCAUCGAGCAAGCCAACAGCGGCUGCUCAAGACAGCAGUUCCUCCUCGGACAGCUCAGAGGAUGAGGCGCCUAAAAAAGCUGCCACAGCGCCCAGCACUCCUAAAACCAACGGCACCAAUGGAAAGCAGUCAUCAGAAAGCGAAACUGAAGAAAAAGUUAAAAACAAGACUCCAAAAAAUAAGAGAGCAACCACAACACCGCAGACCUUUCCUAAAGAAAAUAAAAAAACUAACGCACCAUUCCGAAGAAUAAGAGACGAAGAUGUGGAGGUAGACCCCCGCCUUGCAGAUAAUUCUUUUGAUGCAAAGCACAGGUCCAACGGCGACUGGGGCGAGAAAGCAAACAAUGUCCUCCGCUUCACUAAAGGCAAAUCAUUUCGCCACGAAAAGACAAAGAAGAAGAGGGGAAGCUAUCAAGGCGGCGCCAUCUCCACCACAGUCAACUCUAUCAAGUUUGACAGCGAUUGAACAAUGUCUCCUUCUUUUCUCCUUUCGCCUGAACCGUGCGACGACGCAGGCUGCCCGUCGCCUGUACGGGUAUGCUUUUUUCCUGGCCUAACAUUAAAGCAGCACACGACCUGCUUGAUAAUCCACUUGCAGGCUGGCUCACAGGCAACACUGAGUGGACUGAUGGUGUUAGAAGAAUGCACGAUGACCGUAUAUAGCCACUAGGUGGCUUAAGGCAGCCAUACAUACAAAUCUGAUAAGAAUUUUUUUUUUUUUUUUUGCAAUUAUGAAUGACAGCCAUCAAACUUUUGUUUUCUGUUUUUUUUUAUCAUGUUUUCUCAAGUGUCUAAUUUCUCUUAUCUUUAAUGUGAAUAUCGGCGAGGGGUUGUCCUUGUUUUUACUUUAACUCCGCAUGGAGGACAUUAGUACAUUUUAUGCGGCGUAUUAACUGUUUUAAGACCUCAUGGUAUGUUGAAAUUCUAUGUUUGCCUCCUGUGAUUUAGUAGUAAUCAACAGUUUAAACUUGUUACUGUACUUGUUUUCUAACCAGAACUAAAUAAAAUAUUGAAAAAUA